AUGUUCCGCCCAACCCGCUGCUUCAAAUCCCGCCCACGCUCAGCACAUUCCUCCUCACAACGACCGUCCUCCUCUUCGGCAUCAGCACCACCACCAACACAAUCGCAAUCAUACCGUCGCCCCGCUGCCGCAUCACCACCACCACCACCGCAACGGACUUUCUCCUCGUCUGCGGCACCACAAUCAACUACCCCCAUGUCGGGGUGCCAUAUCCGGCUCGCCACGACGACAGCAUUGACAUCUUCACUGAUACCAACAUCGCUAGCCGAGAGCGUGCAUAUGCGGAGCGCGGCGGUGACGUUGGCGAGGGGUGUGGGUGGGGGGUGUUUUUCGUUGGAGGAUCAAUGA
Molecule: messenger RNA, 348 nt
Organism: Fimicolochytrium jonesii
Lineage: Eukaryota; Fungi; Chytridiomycota; Chytridiomycetes; Spizellomycetales; Powellomycetaceae
Exons: 2
Coding region: 1-348 (115 amino acids)
Source: RefSeq, a predicted model, not a curated record